GAUAAAAACACUGUUAUGAUCUUCAGUAACACAGCGUGCAGUCUCUCUGCUAAGGUGAAGGAGCUGUUCAAAUCCAUGAGCGUUCCCUACUGUUCACUUGAACUAGACCAGACAGAGGAUGGGCAGAAGCUGCAAGACGUACUGUAUGAACUAACCAUGGAAACUUCAGUACCAAUUGUAUUUGUGCAACAGAAGCAAAUAGGAGAUUAUGACAAAACUUUAAAGGCACAUAAGGAAGGAAAGAUUCAAAAACUACUUGAAACAAAGGGACAUGAUCAUGUACAGGAUUCCUAUGACUAUGAUCUCAUUGUCAUUGGAGGGGGUUCUGGAGGUCUGGCUGCUUCCAAGGAGGCUGCCAAGUAUGGCAAGAAAGUGCUGGUGCUGGACUACGUUACUCCUACUCCUCAGGGAACUAGAUGGGGUCUUGGAGGGACGUGUGUAAAUGUGGGUUGUAUACCUAAAAAACUGAUGCACCAGGCAGCUUUGCUAGGACAAGCCUUACAAGAUUCACGCAAGUUUGGAUGGCAGUUUGAGGAGAAAGUCAAACACAGCUGGGAGACGAUGACAGAAGCUGUUCAGAAUUACAUUGGCUCUCUCAACUGGGGCUACAGGGUGUCUUUGAGAGAGAAGAAGGUCACAUACGAGAAUGCUUUCGGAGAAUUUGUUGGGCCGCACACAAUUAAGGCAACAAAUAACAAAGGAAAAGAGAAAUUUUACACAGCGGAGAAAUUUCUGAUUGCCACUGGUGAAAGGCCGCGCUACCUGGGUGUCCCUGGAGACAAGGAAUACUGCAUUAGCAGUGAUGAUCUCUUCUCUCUGCCUUACUGUCCAGGGAAGACCCUGGUGGUUGGAGCUUCCUACGUUGCCCUUGAAUGUGCUGGAUUUCUUGCAGGUCUUGGUUUGGAUGUAACUGUAAUGGUACGAUCCAUCCUUUUAAGAGGAUUUGAUCAGGAAAUGGCAAACAAAAUUGGGGAACAUAUGGAAGAACAUGGAGUCAAGUUUAUUAGAGAGUUUGUGCCAACUAAGGUCGAACGAAUUGAGGAAGGAACUCCUGGCAAAUUGAAAGUCAUAGCCCAGUCCACAGAUGGCAGGGAAAUAAUUGAAGGGGAAUACAACACUGUGUUGUUAGCAGUAGGAAGGGAUGCAUGCACAAGAACAAUCGGCUUAGAUAAAGUCGGAGUGAAGAUCAAUGAAAGAUCAGGAAAAAUUCCUGUCAGUGAUGAGGAACAAACUAAUGUGCCUUAUAUUUAUGCCAUUGGAGAUGUGUUGGAGGGCAAGCUGGAGCUCACACCAGUGGCAAUCCAAGCAGGUAGAUUGUUGGCUCGAAGGCUUUAUGCUGGAGCAACCUUAAAGUGCGACUAUGUGAAUGUUCCAACCACAGUGUUCACACCACUGGAAUACGGAGCCUGUGGAUUCUCAGAAGAGACAGCAUUGGAGAAGUUUGGGGAGGAAAAUAUUGAGGUUUACCAUAGUUAUUUCUGGCCACUGGAGUGGACUGUCCCAUCUAGAGACAACAACAAAUGCUAUGCAAAGAUAAUCUGCAAUAUUCAAGAUAAUGAGCGAGUUAUCGGUUUCCAUGUGCUUGGUCCAAAUGCUGGAGAAGUUACCCAGGGGUUUUCAGCAGCCAUCAAAUGUGGACUGACAAAAGCGCAGUUGGACAACACAAUAGGAAUUCAUCCAGUUUGUGCAGAGAUAUUCACCACGCUGUCAGUGACUAAGCGUUCUGGUGGAAAUAUCCUUCAGUCUGGCUGCUGA
Messenger RNA from Emys orbicularis (European pond turtle), 1755 nucleotides. It is a transcript of the gene TXNRD1, whose product is annotated as thioredoxin reductase 1. The coding region runs from base 16 to 1755 and encodes 579 amino acids. The record is from RefSeq and is a predicted model, not a curated record. NCBI's taxonomy places the organism in Eukaryota, Metazoa, Chordata, Testudines, Emydidae. The transcript is spliced from 16 exons. Gene Ontology annotation, biological process: glutathione metabolic process; cellular response to oxidative stress; cell redox homeostasis. Gene Ontology annotation, molecular function: thioredoxin-disulfide reductase (NADPH) activity; flavin adenine dinucleotide binding; glutathione-disulfide reductase (NADPH) activity. Gene Ontology annotation, cellular component: mitochondrion; cytosol.